Messenger RNA from Symbiodinium natans, 1140 nucleotides. Lineage: Eukaryota; Dinophyceae; Suessiales; Symbiodiniaceae. The record is from the annotation of a GenBank genome assembly.
AUGGCUGGGACGCCGCUUGUCCUGGACAACGGCUCCGGGUCGGUCAAGGUUGGCUAUGCAGGACAACAGGAACCCCAGGUCGUCUAUGACAACAUGUACACAGCAGUGCGGUCUUCUCGCCACGAGCCAUCGAAGGCAACAUCAGAGGCACUCGAGAAGAGCAAUGCCAGGCUGCAUGUUAUGGACCACGGCAUUGUGUCUCAGUGGGAGGGUCUCGUGGAAGUGUUCAAGGCCGCCCUUGAUGAGAUGAAGGUUGUCGACCCAUCUCAGCAUCCGUGCCUGGUCACAGAGGCACCGUUAAAUCCAACGGUGCAUCGAGAAUUACUGGUGGAGAAGCUUUUUGAAGAGCUGCGAGUACCAGCAGUGCAGGUGGUGCACUCAGGGGCACUUGCGCUUUACGCCAUCAACAGGCGCACUGGGCUGGUGAUUGAGGUCGGAGACGGUGUAGCUCAGACGGUUCCGCUGUUCGACAGCUAUGUUGUGUUCAAUGCCGUGCAGCGGCGAGACUUCGGCGGGCGCGACCUGACAGCCUAUCUGGGCGAGCUUCUUCAAAAAGAGCUUGGAUAUAAGGAGGCGCUUGCUGACGAGGUAUGGUGGACUCAGCUCCAGACUGUCAAGGAGCGGAUGUGCCGAGUGACCCCACAAGCGUCACCCUCCCGCAUCUCCCGCCAGGAUCCUGUGCAGCAAGAGUACAAGUUGCCCGACGGGAAGGUUCUGGACUGGGAGCAAGGCCUUCUUUCUCAAUGUGCUGAGGCCCUUUUCCAACCUGGUCAGCAUUUGAAGCUGGAUGAGGAGGCUGAGGGCAUCCACAAAAUGGCCGCGAGCAGUGUUUUGGGAUGUGGUCUCGAUAUCCAGAAAAGCUUGGCAAACAAUGUCGUUCUCUCUGGCGGUUCGACCCUUUUCCCGGGGAUGUGUCAGCGUGUUCAGGAGGAGCUGCAGCGGCUGCUCCCAUCCGCCGUGAAAGCCAAAGUCACACGUGUGUCCAAACCCACGUACGCAGCUUUCAUGGGUGGCUCUAUACUGGCGUCCAUGUCUGACCUCCAGAAAACAUUUAUGACAAGGGGGGAGUAUCUGGAGUACGGAGCUUCAUUUAUCCACAACAAGAGUGUCAGUCUGACGAAGCCACACAUGAUGUCCUGA